This is a messenger RNA of Psylliodes chrysocephalus, 822 nucleotides long. The record is from the annotation of a GenBank genome assembly. NCBI's taxonomy places the organism in Eukaryota, Metazoa, Arthropoda, Insecta, Coleoptera, Chrysomelidae.
ACGAUUUUAUUACCUUUUAGUUCAAAAUUCUAUUACGAAAAAAUUAAUUGGUGUGGCAACCUGGCAACACUGCUCGUGUAUACAAAAAUCUUAGGUUAUGUGUACAAUUAUUUCUAUUUCUACUAAUGUUAUUUUAAAAUAUAAACCAAUACAAGUUAUAAGCAAAUAUUGUAAUUUUUAUAAUAUGGCCAAACGAGACUGUGAAGAUGAAACUCCAUCACCUAAAAAACAAAAAACUGGCCAUUGGUCAAUGGGACUUCUAGCUUCAAUGAAUGAUCCUAUGAAUAUAGUGAAAUCUGAUGAUUUGGUUACAGUAAUAAAAGAUGCUUAUCCUAAAGCAGAAUUUCACUAUUUAGUUAUUCCUAAAGACAACAUAAGCAAUUUAAAAGCUUUAAAAAAAGACAAUAUAAGUUUGUUAAAGCAUAUUGAAGAAGUUGGUAGAGAAAUUGCAAAUCUUGAACAACACAAAAAUAGGACUUUUAAUUUUGGGUAUCAUGCAGAAGCUAGCAUGUUUAGGAUACAUUUACACGUAAUUAGUGACGAUAUGAAUUCUUCCCAUUUAAAAACAAAAAAACAUUGGAAUUCAUAUACCACCCCAUUUUUCCUAAAACCGGAAGAUAUCAGAAAGAGUUUAAAAAAAAAUGGUAAGGUGUCGCUGCCUACAUCUCAGCAAUGUAAAGAAUACAUAAAUACUCCACUCAAGUGUCAUAAAUGUGACUUUAUUCCAAAGCAUAUGCCCAACUUGAAAAAACAUAUUUUAACCCAUUUAACAGAUUGAUGUUAUUUUUUAAGAUUCUUUUAAUAAAACAUAUAACUGAAAUA